UGAUCUCCUCAUUGCGCAUGCGCCGUCGAGGAGGAAAUUGGACCAUAUUUUUAAAACUCUAUACCUGUUGUUGUUAAUAUCGUCUGUUUUUGUAAAAGAAUGAUUCAGAAAAUGUGAUUUCUGAAGAGGAAUAGCCAUUAAACCUCAUCCGUCCAUUAUGAAAUGAAUGAAUUGAUUCAGAUUGUGCUAAAUGGAUAAGGAUUAGCGGUCUUUUUAAUCGUCAUAGAGUGAUGCCUUCACCACUCGUUAUCCUCGCGUCUUUGUCUGUGGUGGUCGGGAUUCUCGGCAGCAUUUUUAUCUUAUUAGCCAUAUCUGUGGACUCCUGGGAGGAGAUCAACUUUUCUAUGACUGAAACCAACUCGUCUUCACUGACCAUCACACCAGCAACGUCACGAUCUGACGUCACUGUAUACCAUAAUAUCAACACCGACACCUACUAUUUUAUGUAUUAUGAAUACGGAGGGCCUUGGAAAUUAUGUGACCUACUUUCAGACGAGGCUCGUGCUAAAAUAACGACCUUGGGUGGUGAAUUCAGAGAUAGGUGCUAUAACUUUGUGUCUGAAUACGACGAAGAGUCAUCAACGCUUCAGAGUGAUGGAAAAUCUAUUGCCAGACUGCAGAACUCGGGGGCAUCGUGCUUCAUUGUCUGUAUCAUUGACCUAGUGGCAGCCUUGGGAGUCGGUGUCAUUGCUCUAAUCCAUAAACACGUUACAGCGUGCAUGGUCACUGGGGUUCUCUACUGUAUGGCAAGUUUAUUUACUGUCUUUGGACUGGCAAUUUUCCAUGUAAAGCAUCAUUAUGAACUGUAUUACUGCCAGUCGUUGUAUCCCAUACCAAAAGAUUCCUGUGCGUUCCGGACUCUGGCAAUUUUGUGGGCGGUGCCCGUGGCGUGGGUGGGUGUGGUCGUGUGCUGUGCUGCCAGUGUUCUUUGGUUGUUCCUAACACGUGCUCUGAGAGUCAUCAAAGCAAAAACGAUGAUCUGAUGUUUUCGAUCAAUUUUUACAAUUAUUGCUAUUUUUGUAAAUAAUAUACAAAUUUGUUUUUGUUAUGACGCAAUAAAAGUAUUUGAUGAAAUUAG
Saccostrea cuccullata (small rock oyster) is the source of this 1078-nucleotide messenger RNA. RefSeq lists its product as uncharacterized. The transcript is spliced from 4 exons. Lineage: Eukaryota; Metazoa; Mollusca; Bivalvia; Ostreida; Ostreidae. The record is from RefSeq and is a predicted model, not a curated record. The coding region runs from base 231 to 983 and encodes 250 amino acids. Gene Ontology annotation, cellular component: membrane.